AUGGUGGCGGCAUGGGUGGUGCUGACGGUGAUGCUGGCCGCAGCUCAGGUGGCGUCGGCCACCUCGGUGGUGGCGCCAGCGUUCCUCUGGGCUCCCAAGAACUACGGCAUUUACAUUCAAGGAUUCAAGGACUUAGUGACGCCACGGAUGAGAAACAACCCAAGUGGACAGAGCGAUCUAAUUGUCUUCUGCAGUGGUGGUUUCAAGGAUUUACACCCUGCAAAAACAGAAGGAGAGUUGCUUUCUGACCUGAUUGCCAUGCUGAAGAAGUCUGGAGCUAAAUAUACCAUUCUUUAUGCCUCUCAACCAUCUGGUUUACUGGAAAGCCCUUCCAACCUGCCAUUAGGCAGGUAUCUUGCAGAGGAACAAUAUGGAGAGUGCCUAGUCAAAUCAACUCUUCUGGAGGGAACUUUUGUUGGAAUAGUGCUUCUUAUCAUCUUGAUAUCAGGACUCAUGUGUAUGAUGGGAAUUGAUACUCCAUCAAAGUUUGAAGCUCCACAGGAAUCUUGA
Messenger RNA from Miscanthus lutarioriparius, 510 nucleotides. The record is from the annotation of a GenBank genome assembly. NCBI's taxonomy places the organism in Eukaryota, Viridiplantae, Streptophyta, Magnoliopsida, Poales, Poaceae.